Rhipicephalus sanguineus (brown dog tick) is the source of this 1629-nucleotide messenger RNA. RefSeq names its product transmembrane protein 243. The transcript is spliced from 4 exons. The coding region runs from base 304 to 660 and encodes 118 amino acids. The record is from RefSeq and is a predicted model, not a curated record. NCBI's taxonomy places the organism in Eukaryota, Metazoa, Arthropoda, Arachnida, Ixodida, Ixodidae.
CCCUUCUUCCCCCUCAAGCAGAGGCGGUGUCGCGGUGUUUUGGUGUAUUGUGCAGCGUCGUCAGCUGCAGACUUUCUUCGCUUUCUCGGGAAUCAUCAGCCCAGCGAAGUGUGGCACGAUUUAUUUGAACUGAUAUCGAUAAACGUGUUACCUUGGCGUGACACCUGUUGACGCGGCUGCUAGGGGAAGUCGGCGUGGCCUCUUCGCAACGCAAUCGAGCGCAGCGGUACAGCCAGUACAGCUGCACUGAUGGCACAUGACUGAUCCAGAGAUCGGCUUUGUGAGUGAUGUGACGGGGCAGCUAUGGACUUGAGAUCAACCGAGUACCGUCCGCUCUUUGGCGGCCCCGUCGACAGGCCACUGUUCGACGAGAAUAACACGCGGGAACGGAUCCUGCAUCUGAUUAUAGGAGCUGUAACUGUAGUUUUUGUUUUGAUUACAUUUAUCCUAGCAUUCUUUUACUCGGUCCGGCCACCAUGUGGAAGGCACAUCUAUUAUGCACUUUGCAUCCUUUGCCUUUGUUUCGCCCAUGCAAUGCUGAUCCACUGGUACAGAGAGGGAGGAGUCGAUCCGAAGUUUCGAAACCUCAUUUAUGCUAACACUGUGAUUAUACACCUGUUCUGCAUAUCUGCCAUCACUUAUUUUGUGCAUGGUUGUUAGAAGGUAUUUUAUAAUGUGCUUCGGCAGACAGCACACCACUCAGCGGCUUCUCUUUGAGAUGCUGCCGAAGGCCAGCUUCUCUCUCAGUUUUGAAAGAUGAGGUUGGGAUGGACCUUCGUUCAAGUCGUUACAUUCGGCGUUGUAUUUGAUUCGUUAACUGAACUGCUAAGAGAUCCAUAUUUACUACAGGCAGGUUACUAAGCUGCACUUCAUUGGUAGGCACAAUUACAUACAGCACUUGUCAUUAGAGCUGAUCAUUUUCUGUUGCGUAGACACUUUGUAAAUGUAACGUGGUACCAGUGUGCUCUAAAGGCACCACGUGUGAUAGUAACUUUGAAGUAUAAUUCACAUUUGCAAGUACGUCCACAAAGCCAUUGUGUAUUUCCGGUUCCUGCUUUUUGAAGCAUGAGGAACCGUUUUUUAUUGAUGGCUGCCUGUUGCUUUUCAAGUGUUUAAAUGGUCUUUAUUAUAGUAACUAUUGCAGCGUGUAGCUGCACUCUUACAGAUGGUGCCUUCUUUACGCUUUUCAUAUGAAAUACAUAAAUAGCUAGGUGCAAACAAACUGUUUGCACAAAAGAAACGCUUGCAUGUGCCUUGUACCUGACAGUGUGAUUAGUGACACACUGUUAUUUGUUGAAGCAAGCAGUGGUCUCAAGGAAAUCUUGUGUUUAGCAGACACGUUUCCCCGCUGCAUUUUUGGCAUGCUACCUUUUGCCUCACAAAACGCUACAUUCCAGGAUCCCAUAUGAUGCUGUUCACUUUUAUCCUCGUCAUCAUUGCACAAAAGCAUCAUUGCACUAGUACUUGUGGAAGUAACAAGUUUCUGUACUUCCUGCAGUUUACUUUUUCUUAAGUAGCUUCCCUCUCACUGUUGUGUAAGCGAGAGAUUUCUUGAAAUUCUGAUUUUUCACUGGGAAUGUAUGUUUUGAUCAGGGAAAUUAAAGAUAUUUAGGAAAUAUCUCAUUUAAA